UUCCUGCCCGUCUCACUCGCCCUCUGUCACCCACUCAGAAGCCGAGAUCGCAACGAUGAUCAAAGCUUUCUGAGUGGAACCGAGAACUGAUUCCUUCGGGAUCCUGUUCCUCUCCUCCAAGCUUGCAAACAGCUCGCUAUCGCGAUCGCCGCCGUCCCGCUCUAGCACCUGGCCAAUUUGCCACUGCCAAUUCAAUGUGCCUCAGUAUGCGGAGACGACCAGCCGAAGCGCAGAUCCGUUCGGCAGCCGUGCGGCGCCGUCGCACGCUGACUUCCGAGCUGGGGACAAACUCGAUGAAAGCGCUGAAGCGGGCAAUUGCUCUAGCUUCAUUCGUCGCCCCCACCGCGAUAUACUUCCCAGGCGACGAGACCACGGGCGGUAAAAGGGAGAUCUACCUAAACGCCGCCAUCCAACGGCAUCUACGGAAACUAUACGAGUCGCUAUGCCGAGGCAAAAACACGCUCCCCCGAGAGUGUUUUGCUACCUUUCUCGAGACGUUCCAAGGCGAGAGUGCCCCGGGCCAGAUACAGAGUGCCUUGGACGAACAUGAAUACAAAUUCGAGAAAUUCCUCGAGGUGUGGUGGCUCCGCUUCGGCCUCGACGCCCAGCGGCUGGCACCCGUCGAACAGAAAGACCUUUCCAAACCCAUCAGCAACUAUUUCAUCAGCAGUAGCCACAACACCUACUUAUCAGGCAAUCAAUUGUCCGGGAGGAGCACGGCGGAUGCCUACCGGCGUGUUCUCAAGAGAGGAUGCAGGUGCGUGGAAAUCGACGUGUGGGACGGGAAUUCGCGAAGCUCGACCCCGGAAGAUCCGCAAGAAUCGUCGGGGAAGCCGAGAUCGAAGCCGGAACACGUCCGCCACCUCUCCGGGGGAAGUCUUCACACCGCCGCCGUUCACUUUAAAGAGAUCGUGGAGGAGAAGUUUGAGCAGACUAGGCAGAUGCUACGUGUCGAUAAGACUCCCGCCUCCAGCCCGGCCUCGAAGUGGACCGGGGCAGCGCUUACGCCGCCGCCAUUUGGACGAGAGAUCGGCGACCCCCUGAGCUCGCCCGCCUUCGCUUCUCUGCUCGACCCAGAACGUUCGUCCAUACGAUCUAGGCCGUCGUUGCCUCCGGACGAACCAAUCGUGAUGCACGGAUACACAUUAACGGCUCCCGUCGGGUUUCGCGAGGUCUGCCAAGCCAUCCGCGAAGUCGCUUUCGAGACGACGAGUCUGCCGAUUAUCAUCAGCUUGGAGGUCCAUGCCGACCGAGAGCAGCAAGAAGUCAUGGUCCAGAUUAUGAAGCAGGAGUGGGCCGGCUUGUUGGUGGAGAAGCCUCACGAUACCUGCCCCAAUGAUCGGAUGCCAAGACUGGAGGAGCUGCUCAAUAAGAUACUUGUCAAGGUCAAGAAGGCCUCUUCGAGCUUGGACAAUUCAACGACCAUCUCGACGCUGUCUCCGAACCUAACCAUCGACGAUGAUGCGUCUGGGUCAGAAGACGACAGGCCAGGCCAGCCGAACGGCGCCAAGAAACCGAAAGUGCCUAUUUGUGAGAAUCUGAGCUCUCUCGCCAUCUAUACGCAUAGCGAACAUUUCACAAACUUCGAAUCGCCAGCUGCGCGAAUCCCUUCGCAUAUUUUCUCCAUAAGCGAAUCCAAGAUACUAGAGCUCGCCUCUUCUAAACAUCACGAGCUGUUCUCCCACAACCGUCACUUUUUUAUGCGAGCCUAUCCCAAGGGUCUCCGGGUCGACUCGUCCAACUUCGACCCGUCUCGGCUCUGGCGUAAAGGCGUGCAGAUGGUAGCUUUGAACUGGCAAUCCUGGGACGAGGGCAUGAUGCUUAAUGAAGCCAUGUUCUCCGGCGAGCACGGCUGGGUCCUGAAGCCUCCGGGUUAUCGUAGCGAGGGCCUGGCAGAUGCCGACGCGGAGAUCAUUCCGCACCGCUCGCUCGACCUAAUUAUCACGGUACUCGCAGGGCAGAACCUUCCGCUCCCCGAGGGUACUCACAGCAGCAACGCCAAGUCUCUGCGGCCUAUAGUAAAGUGUGAAUUGCACGUCGAGAAGGCAGAAGAGCGAAGUGCGGCCUCCUUGAUCGAGGGAGUUAGCAAAGCACGCGAGGCCGAGUACAAGCAGAGGACGGGUGCGGGGAAGUCGGAUCACCCCGACUUCAGCGUUGUCAAGAACAACGAGCUCCACUUCCUGAACAUCCAAAGGGUCGUGGAGCAGCUCAGUUUUGUCAGAUUCAAGGUCGAGGACGACGCACCGCGGCUCGUGCCGCUGAAGGGCGAUCCUUUCGCCGGUUGGGCAUGCAUCCGCCUUGACCGCCUGGCAACGGGUUACCGCUUCGUCCACCUCCUGGACGCCAACGGCAACAAGACCCAAGGUGUCCUCCUCGUCCGAGUUGCCAAAAGUUUUCGCUGACGCGGUUUCAUGUGAACGAACGACGCUAGAUGUAUCAGGAGGGGACGAGCAAA
This is a messenger RNA of Durotheca rogersii, 2455 nucleotides long. RefSeq names its product PLC-like phosphodiesterase. Gene Ontology annotation, biological process: lipid metabolic process; phosphatidylinositol-mediated signaling. The transcript is spliced from 3 exons. NCBI's taxonomy places the organism in Eukaryota, Fungi, Ascomycota, Sordariomycetes, Xylariales, Xylariaceae. Gene Ontology annotation, molecular function: phosphatidylinositol-4,5-bisphosphate phospholipase C activity. Bases 195 to 2402 code for a protein of 735 amino acids. The record is from RefSeq and is a predicted model, not a curated record.